ACGCUGCACUCAAAACUGGGAGCAUUUAGCAUUUAGCUUUCUCCUUCUCCAACGAUGGAAGAAAUCAAAACCGAGGCACCGGACAAAGUGUUCUCUUGUCAGCUGUGUAGCUUGAGCAGCCCGUUCACUUAUUUCGGGCAGAAGCCACCGAACACCAGAGCCAUUGUGCUUCUCGAGGAAUGUUUUCUGACUAAAGACCCGUUCUGUCCGGACAAGGAGAAGUUCCUGAUUUUGGGUUCAAACUGCAGCAUGUGUGGAGUCCGUGUGUGUGUCGGAGCGGACUGCAGUCUCUUCUACACACAGAGGUUUUGCAUCGAGUGUGUGCGUAAACACCUGGACCAGUUUCCUCAGCAGAUUCGAGCUGAACUGGCCAAGAAGGGAUCCAAGACUGGGGUCUCCUGACCCUCCAGUGAGAGUGUUCCUGCUGGCGAACUGCCGGCCCAAACAUGUGACCUGGCUGUCAUUGGUUAGGUCGCUGUUGAUCAACAACAGGUCUUCUUUUGGCUCAGCUCACUGACACUGUGUGGUGAAGGGAGUCGGAGAUAGAUUGAGAGGAGAAGGUCGAGGACUUGGAUGGUGACUGGUUUGAGACACAGUAAAAGCUUGGAGGUGCAUUAAAACAGUAAAAAUGGAGAGGACCUGAAAGGUCAGGUGGACUGUAUCUCUGGUGCUGUGCUGCGUCACAUGACUCUCUUCUGCAGAUGCAUUUCACAUAUGACCCAUUAAA
This is a messenger RNA of Synchiropus splendidus (mandarinfish), 727 nucleotides long. RefSeq names its product cysteine rich DPF motif domain containing 1 (gene cdpf1). Bases 55 to 402 code for a protein of 115 amino acids. The transcript is spliced from 3 exons. The record is from RefSeq and is a predicted model, not a curated record. Lineage: Eukaryota; Metazoa; Chordata; Actinopteri; Syngnathiformes; Callionymidae.